Monoraphidium neglectum is the source of this 1533-nucleotide messenger RNA. RefSeq lists its product as hypothetical. Gene Ontology annotation, molecular function: ATP binding; calcium-dependent protein serine/threonine kinase activity; calcium ion binding. The record is from RefSeq and is a predicted model, not a curated record. Gene Ontology annotation, cellular component: cytoplasm; nucleus. The coding region runs from base 1 to 1533 and encodes 510 amino acids. Lineage: Eukaryota; Viridiplantae; Chlorophyta; Chlorophyceae; Sphaeropleales; Selenastraceae. Gene Ontology annotation, biological process: protein autophosphorylation; peptidyl-serine phosphorylation; intracellular signal transduction. The transcript is spliced from 12 exons.
AUGGACGGCCGAGCCCUGCUGAUGCACGCAACACUCCACGACGCCGCGGCGCCAGAUGGGUACCUGCUUGACGCUCAGCACGCAAAGCACGACAUCAGGGGCAAGUACGAGAUCAAGUCGGUCCUGGGCCGCGGCUCGUACGCCACCGCGCGCGUCGCGGUAGAGAAGGGCACGGGCCGCCACUUCGCCUGCAAGACGAUCUGCAAGAAGGGGCUGUCAGAGGACGAGCAGCGGCGCGUGCGGCGGGAGGUGUCUGUCAUGUAUCACCUGGCAGGCCACCCCAACGUGAUAAAGCUUGAGGAUGCGUUUGAGGACGACACAUACGUCCACCUGGUCAUGGAGCUGUGCUCAGGGGGCGAAAUGGUCCAGCGGAUCCUCAACAAGGGCGCGUACACCGAGCGCGGUGCGGCGGCGAUCAUGCGGUCGAUCCUGGAGGCGGUGGCGUACGCCCAUGACAUGGGCUGCAUGCACAGGGACAUCAAGAUCGACAACUGCAUGCUGCUUGAUGCGUCUCCAGACGCGCCCGUCAAGCUGGUGGACUGGGGUUUCAGCUCGUUCGUACAGCCGGGCAAGAAGCUGCACAAGCUCUGCGGCACCAUUGCGUACCUAGCCCCGGAGGUGGUGGCGGGCAGCUACGACGAGCGCGCCGACGUGUGGAGCUGCGGGGUCGUCCUAUACGCGAUGCUGGCCGGCAGGCUGCCCUUCAACGGCAGCACCCAGGAGGAGGUCUUGAAUAUCAUCAAAUCAGACACCAAGGGCGUCCCAGACAUGAGCGGCAGCGCGUGGGCGGCCGUCAGCGAAGCGGCCAAGUCGGCGGUGCGCGCGCUGAUGACGCGGGACCCACGGCGGCGCCCCAGCGCGCGCGAGGCGCUGCGGCUGGAUUGGAUCCGCGAGUGCGGGGCGGCGGGGGACAACCCCAUUGACAUCGAGCCGGAGGUGCUCCACCGGAUGAAGGACUUUGCCGGCAUGGCCAAGCUCAAGCGGCACGCGGCCAUGGUCAUUGCGAAGCAGCUGCCCGCCGACCAGGUCCUCGGCCUUAAGCUGCUCUUUGAGUCGAUGGACCGCGACGGCGGCGGCGCCGUCACGGCGCGCGGCCUGCGGGACGCGCUGGGGCGGCGGGGGUGCCCCAAGGUGGCGCGGGCGGAGCUUGAGGAUCUCCUGGCUCACGCGGACCUUCACGGCACCGCACGCCUUGACUUUGCAGAGUUCGUCGCCGCCGCCCUCCACCACUCCGUCCUCGCGGACGAGUCCUACGUGCGCCUCGCGUUUGACCACUUUGACCGCGAUCGCGACGGCCGCAUCAGCGCGGCGGAGCUGGCGGCGGCGCUGGCGGAAGACGGGGAGGCGGCGGGGGCAGCGGAAGCGGAGGGGAUGCUGGCGGAGGCUGACGAGGACGGGGAUGGGCGCGUGGAUUACAAGGAGUUCAAGCACAUGAUGCGGCGCGGCGGCUGCACGGACGCGGCCGCGGGCGCCGGGGGCCCUGUGUUGGCGCUGGGGAGGGCGGGGUCUGAGGGCUACUACGACCUGUACUGA